GACACUCUCUCACUUAUUACAACGAGAUACACGAAAACCCUUCCUGGUCCAUUAUUACGCCCUUGCCUUCACUGUCAACGUCACCACCGACCUCCGAUUCAUGGCGUACCAGCCGCUUCCGGGCCGGAACUCCGUUUCCAGCUCCAGCUCCGGCGCUUCCGGAUUCCACUUCAUCAACUCCCCCUUCGGGGACACCACUUACACCAAGCUCUUCGUCGGCGGCCUCGCCUGGGAAACCCAGAGCGAGACCAUGGGACGCUAUUUCGAGCAAUUCGGCCAGAUUCUUGAGGCCGUUGUUAUUACUGAUAAGAACACCGGCCGAUCCAAGGGCUAUGGUUUUGUCACUUUCCAGGAGCCGGAGGCUGCUGCCAGGGCAUGUGCUGAUCCAACUCCAGUUAUUGAUGGCCGCCGCGCUAAUUGUAAUCUGGCUUCACUCCGGCGCCCUCGGCCGCAUCUGAGUUAUGUACGUUCAGCACCGGCUUCUCCGUAUAUUGGAAGCAGCAUGCAAGCUCCUCGUGGGGCUUAUGUCGGAGCAUAUGGCUACCAGCAACCUCUUCCGUACAACUAUCCACAAGGGAUGAUGUUUCCUCCUUAUGGGUAUGCAACUUACGGGCCGGAAUACGUUUAUUCACAGGGUGCUCACAAUUCUUACGCGGGUCAGCAGUAUCUUCAGAUAUAUGGAGUUCCAGGGACGGUUAAUACUCUGUAUUCCUAUGCACAACUGGGUCAAACCAUUCCAGGUGGUCAGGGUUAUCCAACAGUACACAGAUAUGCAAUGCCUGCUCAGCAGAUAAUCCCAUUUGGACCCAGUGUUAAUGCAGUAACAACUACACCAGUCCCUACAAUUCAAGCACCAUAUUCCACAGGUCUUCUGAUUGAAACGUGAAGACAGCUUUAUAGCUUUUAAUCAGGUACCCUUUGACUGCAGCAGGACUAAGAGCGGCAGAACUGCUACUUAGGUGGUGGACUACAGAUCUAGCCUUGCAAUUUCUUAUUUUGCAUUGUAGAGGUCAUUCAUAUUCAUGCACACCAGAGAACUCAGAUGUCGGAGUCACUCCAGAUAGCAGAGAAGGAAGGCUGCUGUCCUUUUGAGGAUGCUUCCUCAGCGUAUCGAAACCAUUAUUACUUUGUUACUUAAGACAAGUAGCAGGUUGUGGAUUGGUGGGUGCUGGAAUCAGGUUUCUAGCAGCCAUAUAGUAAUAAUACUUGGUAAAAAAACAUGUAAGAUCAACAUAUGAUUCUUUUAUAGUUUUGUCCCAGCAUUUAGGUGUAUAGUCUCUGGUGUUGUAUUGGUCCCUUGGUGGGUCCAUCAUAUUUGUAAGUUCAUUGGGUUUGUGCAUAGUAGUGCGCUAGGAUUUUCAUUCAAAACUGAGAUGUGUAAUCUAGAUAGUUUCGAGUGCCUGGCUUCAAAAGGAGAGAAGCUUCAGGCAUAUUCUAUUCAUUUGGAACAAGCGAUUUGUGUACCGAUACAGCAAGACUAGUCUAGCAAACUUCUGCUUUGAAGGAUGCGUAGUUCAUUUGUGGUUUAAUAUUAUUAGAAACAUUUGAUUUA
This is a messenger RNA of Rosa rugosa (rugosa rose), 1552 nucleotides long. RefSeq lists its product as uncharacterized. Gene Ontology annotation, molecular function: RNA binding. The record is from RefSeq and is a predicted model, not a curated record. Lineage: Eukaryota; Viridiplantae; Streptophyta; Magnoliopsida; Rosales; Rosaceae. The coding region runs from base 101 to 886 and encodes 261 amino acids. The transcript is spliced from 8 exons.